Molecule: messenger RNA, 1656 nt
Organism: Papilio machaon (common yellow swallowtail)
Lineage: Eukaryota; Metazoa; Arthropoda; Insecta; Lepidoptera; Papilionidae
Product: ecdysone-induced protein 78C
Exons: 7
Coding region: 49-1311 (420 amino acids)
Biological process (GO): regulation of DNA-templated transcription
Molecular function (GO): sequence-specific DNA binding; DNA-binding transcription factor activity; zinc ion binding
Source: RefSeq, a predicted model, not a curated record
GAACCGCUGCGCCGGGAGGUGGUCGCGAGCGAUGCGCGUGCUCUCGCUAUGGACGUGUGGAGCGCGGGUGCUGCGUGCGCGCGAGCGCCGGCCCCGUUGACACCGGCACCGACGUCGCCACACUUUGCGCUUGCUUUCUUUCCCGGCGCCGGCGCCGGUGCACACCCGCCUCCGCACCGGACACAAGUACAGGCUGCGGAGGGCGGAGGAGCGGCGGCGGGCGCGGGGGGAGCGGGUCGUGCCGCCGUGCCUUGCAGGGUGUGCGGCGACAAGGCGUCCGGCUACCACUACGGAGUAACGUCUUGCGAGGGCUGCAAGGGCUUCUUCCGGCGAAGCAUCCAGAAGCAAAUCGAGUACAGGUGCCUGCGCGACGGCAAGUGCCACGUCAUCCGCCUCAACCGCAACCGCUGCCAAUUCUGCCGUUUCAAAAAGUGUCUCGCCGUCGGCAUGAGCCGCGACUCGGUGCGGUACGGACGAGUGCCGAAGCGGUCACGCGAGGGCGAGACGAUGCCAGAGCCGGUGCGCACACACAACGAGGCGGGCGUAGGCGAAGUCGCGGCAGCAGGUGCGACCCCGGGCUCGGCAGCGCCCGCGGCAGAGUCUAUAGCCGCGAUGCCUGGUGGGGCCCGUUCUGAAACAACUCCUGAGCCCGGGGACGGGGACGGGGACGCGGACGCAGGGUUAGAGGCUGAGGCGGACGUGGAAGCAGAGGGCGGGGGAGAGGAGCCGGCGCAGGAGCUGGCGCGGGUCGUGCUGGCUGCGCACUGCAACAACAACACCUACACGGACGAGCUGCGCCGCUCUUUACACAACCAUUCCAUCAUUGUGCUCGACGACUCCGACAACGAAGCGAGUGGCGGCGAGGCAGCUUCGUUGUGGCAGAGGCUGGCGGCGCGCAUGACGCCGCAUGUACACGAGGUGGUCGGCUUCGCCAAGCGCCUACCGGGCUUCUACUCCUUACCUCAGGACGAUCAGCUUAUACUUAUAAAGAUGGGGUUCUUCGAGGUGUGGCUGACGCGGGCGGCGCGGCUGUCGACGCCCGCGCGGCUCGUCUUCGACGACGGCACCGCAUUCACGCACCGCCACCUCGAGAUACUUUACGAUCAUGAGUUUGCCGGCGCGGCGCUGGCGUACGUGGCGGCGCUGCGUCGGCUGCGCGCCUCCGAGCAAGAGCUGGCACUCUUGACGGCGGGCCUGCUGCUCAGCCCACAGCGUGCGCCGCUGGCCGCGCGCGAUCUCGUCGCCCGUCUGCACCGGGCCCUGGACGAUGCCCUGCGUCAUCUCGUGAGUACAUUCAACUAUUCUUUCUAACUUCCUACGGCAUUACAAAUAUUGAUCUAUCAAUUUAGUUGAAUCGUAAUAAAGUAGUAUUUUGUUACUUGAUAUUUUAACAGUGGUGUGCGCUUCCCAUCGGAUUCUUACAAGGAGAGUGGAUUGGGCUGAAUAGGGGACGCAUAAGAAGGAGAACUAUCCUCUUUCUGUGCAUCCCUUCCUCUGUCGAUUAAAGAUGGGCAAUACAUCUGUUAUUGCGGCGAAUUCAGGUGGCCGCUUGCUCGUUUGUCAUCUUAUGUGUGAUAUAUUUAGAGUCAUUGUACCGCUUAGUAUAUUAUUUUAUUAUAUAUGAGGACUAGAGAUGCUAUCUAAAGAGAUGUAGGU